GCAAACCGGGACCGAAGUGAGGAAGGAGAGUGCGGACGAACGCAGCUCCGGGAGACAGAGGGCGAGGGCAAAUUCAUCGGCUCAUAAUUCGUUACCUUCGUUCGGCAUCUCCUUCGAUUCACAAGCAAUUGGUCACCUUCUGUGUGCACUUGGGAAGUCUCAAUUUCGAUUUGGACGAGCUUGUUCAGAUUCUUACGCUGUAGGGGACGGACGUGUACGAGGAUCGUUGAGGAACCAGAAAUUUUGUGCAUCGAUUUUCUGGUACUGCAAUGGGUUGGAGAAAGAAAACGAAGGCGCCCUAUGGGCCCGGGUUGGCGUUGUUGAAUAAGCGGAAGGUCGAGGGUGAUGAGAUGAGGGCCAAGGGCAAGGGUAUAAAGACUGUGAUGGAAUCCGUGAUGGAGGUGCGUGACCUGGAUGAGGUCAUGGAGCAGGCUGAGCUCGCUGGUCGCAUCUUUUCAGCAAAUAAUCCUCUUCCCGAGCUUCUGAUCUCUGCGGAAGCCGAGGAAGCCAGCACUAGUCUCACUUUCGAAGGGAGAAGGGAGGUUCGGGAGACUGAGGAGGCCAUGUACAGAGCGAAUUUGACCGUUCCCAGAAGACCCGAAUGGAACAGCGGUAUGACAGCAGAUGAAUUGGAUGCUCAUGAGCGAAAAGCUUUUUUGACGUGGCGUCGAGGACUAGCCAGGCUCGAGGAUAAUGAGAAACUAAUCAUCACACCAUUCGAAAAAAAUAUCGACAUUUGGAGGCAACUUUGGAGGGUCUUGGAGCGCAGUGACUUGGUUGUAGUCGUUGUCGAUUCGCGAAACCCGCUCUUUUAUCGAUGUGCCGAUCUUGAGAACUAUGCUCGCGAAAUCGACCCGAACAAGAAAGUCAUGUUACUUCUCAACAAAGCAGACUUGUUAACAGCCUCUUCAAGGCAAAAAUGGGCCACGUAUUUGAAGGCUCAAGGGAUACCAUUUUUGUUUUGGUCUGCGAAGAUCGCCUCAGCAGAACUUGAUGGUAAAGGUCAGCCCUUGCCUACAGACGUCAACCUCUACAGUCAGGAAGAAAUCAUUGAUGAUAAUGAGGACACCCAUGUAUAUGAGAGAGAAGAGCUUCUAGAAAGGCUGCAGAAAGAAGCAGAGGCCAUUGUGGAGCUGAGGAAAAUCGCCUCUAGGUCCGCCUUGGCGCAACACGUUGAAGGAGAGGGUUCUCUUCAGAAGAGUGAAGGAUCAGAGAGUGCGGAAGGCAAAAGAGCUCCCCAGGUCGCUGUGAAGACUGGACACUCAGGAAGGGUCGUGGUAGGAUUUGUCGGAUAUCCCAAUGUGGGAAAGAGUUCCACCAUCAAUGCCUUAGUGGGAGAAAAGAAGACUGGAGUAACUUCGACCCCAGGAAAAACCAAGCAUUUUCAAACUCUUAUCAUCAACGAGAAGCUCAUGUUGUGUGAUUGCCCAGGUCUGGUCUUCCCUUCCUUUACAACCUCAAAAGCAGAGAUGGUGGCAUGCGGGGUUUUGCCUAUCGACAAGCUGACUGAUCAUAGAGGACCCGUCCAAGUCGUUUGUGACGUUGUGCCCAAGUCAGUCCUACAAAAGAUCUAUGGGAUCUCACUUCCUGAGCCGAAGUUGUAUGAACCUCAAGACCGACCUCCGACUGCAGCAGAGUUGCUUUUCGUGUAUGCCGUUUCGCGGGGAUAUUUUGCUAACAGCGGUCUGCCGGAUGAAACGCGGGCUGCUAGGCUGAUAUUGAAAGACUAUCUGAGUGGCAAGCUUCCGUACUGUAUACCUCCUCCCGAAGAGGCCGGUUCCAGUGGGAAGGGCAAGAGCAAGCCAAAGCAAUUAGGAAAGAGUGUAUCACAACCGGAAGUAGACGUUGAAUCAGACGGAAGCUCUGAAGGUGAGUACGAAGACGAAGACGAGGACGAAGACGAGGAAGCCGGAAGUGACGUCGACGAAGAGGAAGAAUCAGAUUCAGAGAUUGGGGUUAGCUCCCAGUCGUUGAAGGGUUUAAAACUCGACGAAGGUGAAGGACAGAGGUCGUCUUCGCCUUCUGAAGCGAGUCAGGCAGCAGAUCGAGAAUCAAAGCUUUUAGGUGUGGUUGAUACUUCAGGAGCUAACUUAGACAGGGUAUUUGAUGAUCUUGACUCUAGUUUGGGAAGUGAUCUUAGACAAACAAAGGGCAAGAAGAAGGUUGUUACAGCUCCACAUAAAAUGCAUAAAAAGGCCGCAAGGAAGAAAGACCGCUCCUGGAGGGCUGGUAGUAAUCAAGAAAGAGUUACGCCCCCUGUAGUACGCGGAGUGAGGAUACCUGUGAGUCACGGUGCUGCCGAUCUCUAUCAGGUUCAAGCCUCAGCGUAAGCUUGCUAGUCCAUACAGUAAAAGUGUUGUGAAGGAUCUCGAGGUACGCAUUUGUGCCAAUGACAAGCGAAUUUCUAUGUAUAGUAGGCAUUUUUUCUCAUCCUCAUUGAUGGAGAGACCCUCUUCACGACUGUAGUUUUAACUACUGAUAUUUACACUGCGAAGCCGCUCUUUCCAGAUUCCUCCACCCAAUUGGACAUGUGUGAGAUGUUUUAAUCGUCUUCUGUGAAUAAGCCAAGUGUGUGGACCAAGGCAGACAAAUGCAAUCGACGAAGAGGCAAGCUUUCUCAUAUAUGAAAUUCAGCUAACCUGCUAAAUGAUGUAAUGUAUCAAGUGUUGAAAGGAGA
This is a messenger RNA of Marchantia polymorpha subsp. ruderalis, 2677 nucleotides long. The record is from the annotation of a GenBank genome assembly. NCBI's taxonomy places the organism in Eukaryota, Viridiplantae, Streptophyta, Marchantiopsida, Marchantiales, Marchantiaceae.